Molecule: messenger RNA, 255 nt
Organism: Dentiscutata erythropus
Lineage: Eukaryota; Fungi; Glomeromycota; Glomeromycetes; Diversisporales; Gigasporaceae
Source: the annotation of a GenBank genome assembly
AUGACUUACAAUAUCAAAAAGUUUAUUAUUUUGUUUAAGGGUGGCCAGGUUGACAUAAAAGCCUUUUGUCAAGAACCUGCAGCACAUGCGGGUGGCCAGGUUGAUAUAAAAGUCUUUUGUCAAGAACCUGCAGCAUAUAUGAUAGUGAAAGGCACUGCCAGGGGAGUAUUAAAACGUCACAGACUAAUGCAAAAGGCCCACAUCGAAAAGUCUAUGACAUUGCAAAUAUUCAGGGUAUAUUCAGAUUCGUGUUAG